AUGGAUUACCAUGCGAUUCACGGCUAUGACAGAGCAAGCUUCGACGCACCAGGCACACACCGGCUACCAACGAUAUCAGCUUCGCAGGCCCUUGACGACCUUGGAAGCGACGCAUCAACACAUGUAUCAACGGGAAUAGAAGAUCUGGAUCGCUCACUCCUUGGCUCAGUAGCAGUUGAAUCCCAAGAUGCCGCUCCAAAGGGUGGUGUUCAACGAGGCCAAGUGACAGAGGUCUGGGGCCCCCCUGGUACUGGCAAGACAGCCCUUGGCCUACAGCUUACAGCAAAUGCGCUGUGUGAUGGUGACGCCGUAGUCUGGAUAGAUUGCUUCCAGCCUCUUCAACCAGAAAGGCUGAGGGCAGUAACAAAAGCUGCCAAAGCUCGUCGAAACGAGCAGUCGCCUUCUGAAGUCGAGACGACAGACGCUCAGGAAAGCGACGCUGCUCGAUUCUACCAGUAUUCGUGCUUCACGCUGCCUCAUUUGGUGUCUCUCGUGUCAAGACCUACGGCUAAGCUAAUUCCCGUAAACACUUCACUUGUUGUAAUCGAUGCCUUUUCAGCAUUGGUCAAUUCCGCUUUACCCAAAUCUCACGAUGGCAAGUCUACAUCUAAAAACAGCAAGGGCCCAAGCCCAUCAGUGAAACGCAGGCAAGCAUUACAGUCAAUAAUGAGUGCACUUCACAAACUCGCCGCGACUAGGAAUUGCGCGAUUGUUGUUUUGUCUCAAUGUGCAACAAAGAUGCAUUCAGAAAGGGGUGCAACACUGACAGCCGCGGUUAAUGCCAACGUAUGGGAACAAGGGGUUUCGACCAGACUGGUCACGUUUCGGGAUUGGGUCUGGCAGGAAAACAGUCUCACAGGCGUCUUCCUCGCAGGUCUGCAAAAGGUAGAUGGCAGAGCAUGCCAAGAGGCCGUGGAGAACAUUGUCGCAUUUAAGGUGGAGCCGGAUGGCAUAGCCCAGGUUCCCUAUGAAGCAUUACAGACGUUCGAGCUAGCCCAACAUAAGCGAAAACUUGGGGAGACCGAACUCGAGGUGCCAGAUAGCGAAGACGAUGAAGAUUACGGAUGGGCAGAUGAAGACGAAGCGGCCAUGCCGGCGCCGCCGCCCCAGUGGCAAGGCAGCGAGGACCUCAUAUUGGGCCAAGACGUCGGACAAAGCGAAGAAGAAAAUAGCGAGCCCGAAGAGCCUGGCACCGACGAUGAAUCGAACAUGAGAUGA
Molecule: messenger RNA, 1218 nt
Organism: Fusarium coffeatum
Lineage: Eukaryota; Fungi; Ascomycota; Sordariomycetes; Hypocreales; Nectriaceae
Exons: 6
Coding region: 1-1218 (405 amino acids)
Biological process (GO): DNA repair; reciprocal meiotic recombination; meiotic DNA recombinase assembly
Cellular component (GO): Rad51B-Rad51C-Rad51D-XRCC2 complex; Rad51C-XRCC3 complex; replication fork
Molecular function (GO): four-way junction DNA binding; crossover junction DNA endonuclease activity; ATP binding
Source: RefSeq, a predicted model, not a curated record